AUGGCAAGUCAAGUUUCAAGCUGUUUAGAUGUUCAAUCUGUGCCUGAGAGUUACAUAUUCCCACCGGAAACAAGACCGGGUAAGCUUACUGUUCCUCUAUGCAAGACUAAUCCAGUCAUUGACCUUGGAAAAGCAGUUGGUCAGGCACGAACCGACAUAAUUCAGCAGAUUUCAGAAGCUUGUCAAAGAUUUGGAUUCUUCCAGGUUCAUAAUAUCCUUUUUUACUCAAUCACUUCUACUUGUUUGAUCAAUUUAUUUUGUUCUUUCGAAAAUUCUCUCAAGGAGUUAAUGGUUUCUUGCAAAGAUUUUUGUCUCCAUCAAACAAAUUCUCUUGAAGAUCAUAUUGUUUUGUGGAAACAGGUGAUCAACCAUGGAGUCCCUGAGUGUUUGAUAAUUGACACAACGAAAGUCUUCAAUGAUCUUUUCAACUUGCCUGCUGAAGACAAGGUCAAUGUCCCUGAAAAGAAUGGAUGGUUCUACACAGACAGUAUGAAGUUCUCCAGCAAUGGUGUUCAUUUGUGGAGAGAGAAUAUCAAAGUCCCUUGUCAACCUCUGGAGGAGGAAUGUGUACAACUUUGCCCGGAAAAGCCGAAUAGAUAUCGUGAGAUUGUUGUAUCAUAUGUAAAAGAAUUAAGGAAGUUGAGUUUGAGGAUUCUCGAGCUGAUUUGUGAAGGAUUAGGAUUGGAAGGAGGGUACUUUGAAGAAUCCAGUGAAGUUCAGUUAUUGACUGCAAAUUAUUAUCCACCUUGCCCGGACCCCAGUACAACCUUGGGAUUAUUGAGACACUGUGACCCUAGCCUCAUAACCAUUCUCCUUGAAGGGGAUGUUUCUGGGCUUCAAGUGUUCAAGGAUGGGGAAUGGAUUGGUGUCAAGGCUCUUUCCAAUGCAUUUGUUGUUAUUGUAGGCAACCAGUUGGAGAUUAUCAGCAACCAGAAGCUAAAAAGUGCAGAACACAGAGCAGUAACAAAUCCAAGUGAAGCCAGGACAAGCAUUGCCACCUUAAUUAAUCCUUCUCUCGACUUCGUCGUAGAACCUGCAAAAUUGUUGGUUAAUGACCUGAAUCCUCCACUCUACAGACCCAUCCUCUACAAGGAGUUUGUGCAUAGUUCACGAGCCUUUGGUCCUGAUACUGAAGCAAUAAAAUAUCGUAUAAGCUCCGAGCUUUAG
This is a messenger RNA of Ilex paraguariensis (yerba mate), 1167 nucleotides long. NCBI's taxonomy places the organism in Eukaryota, Viridiplantae, Streptophyta, Magnoliopsida, Aquifoliales, Aquifoliaceae. The record is from the annotation of a GenBank genome assembly.